Messenger RNA from Solea senegalensis (Senegalese sole), 1065 nucleotides. RefSeq names its product GIPC PDZ domain containing family, member 3 (gene gipc3). NCBI's taxonomy places the organism in Eukaryota, Metazoa, Chordata, Actinopteri, Pleuronectiformes, Soleidae. Bases 18 to 1025 code for a protein of 335 amino acids. The record is from RefSeq and is a predicted model, not a curated record. Gene Ontology annotation, molecular function: protein binding. The transcript has 6 exons.
CACCUGAGCUGGGGCCAAUGCAGAACGGGGAGGCUAUGAGCCCACAGGACUCCAAGGCAGCAGGGUCUGAGAGCAUGGAGGAGCAGAAGGCCCAGAGCCACAGCCACAAUGAGGGAUGUGUGGAGCCCACAGCGCCUCCGCUCCCUCCUCCUUCACCACCACCACCACCAGGGCCACCAGAAUACCCAAGGCCUAGGCUCAUCUUCCACACGCAGCUGGCUCACGGAAGCCCCACGGGCCGCAUCCAUGGAUUCACCAAUGUCAAGGAGCUGUAUGCUAAGAUCGCAGAAGUGUUCAACAUCUCCCCUUCAGAGAUCCUGUUCUGCACCCUCAACUCUCACAAAGUGGACAUGCAGAAACUACUCGGAGGACAGAUCGGACUGGAAGACUUCAUUUUUGCUCACGUCAGGGGUGAAACCAAGGAGGUGGAGGUGACAAAGACAGAGGACGCAUUGGGCCUCACCAUCACAGACAAUGGAGCUGGAUAUGCUUUCAUUAAGAGGAUAAAAGAAAGCAGUACUAUAGACCAGCUGAAGACUGUAUGUGUUGGUGACCACAUUGAGGCCAUUAAUGACCAGAGCAUUGUGGGGUGUCGACACUAUGAGGUGGCAAAGAUGUUAAAAGAGCAACCGAGAGGCAUGCCCUUCACUCUUCGCCUGGUGGGGCCUAAGAAGGCCUUCGACAUGAUUGGAAUGAGGACCAGAGCACCAAAAUCUACUGAGGGCAAGAUGGUGAACGGAAGGGAGACGCUGCGUCUUCGCUCCAAGGGCGCUGCUACAGUUCAGGAAGUGCAGAAUGAGUUUGAAGAACGGGCCACCAAGAAAGUGGACGACCUGCUGGAGAGCUAUAUGGGCAUCAGAGAUCUGGAGCUGGCCACCACCAUUGUAGAAGCAGGCAAAGACAAGAAGAACCCUGACGACUUUGCAGAAGCCUUGGACUCCGUUCUAGGGGAUUUUGCUUUCCCUGAUGUUUUUCUGUUUGAUGUAUGGGGCGCUAUUGGUGAUGUUAAGAAUGGCAGAAUGUAAACAUUUAUUGACAAGAGAGUGAACUCUGUUCUCUGGUUCA